AUGGCAGUUCGGGCUGCUUCCUUGGCUUUGCUGCUGGGCAUGGGUCAGGCCCUCACCUGCCCGUGGGAAGAGUUGUGGGAGUGGGUAGGCGUGUACCAUGUGCACGAGGGUGGCCACUUGCUGUGGAGCAGUGAGAAGAAGGGCGGUGCCUAUGCCAACGCCACUAUGAAACUGGUCAUUCGCAAAGCUUGGCACGCAGAUGUUUCAGGAAUCCGUGAGCAAGAAGGGGCAGCCGCCACAGCGUGGGCAGGCACAUUCAUCCAGGCGACCACCAACACCGUCCUGCGGCCGAACAACGCAUACGUCCUCAACUUCGACGUCGACUCUUGGGUCAGCGUCUUCAAGAUCGAGGCGGAGGCGGAGACUAACCUCGCGUUCUUCGCCGAGCACCUUCCCACGGAGUUCGCAGACAGACUCGAGAAGUUCCUGAUCAACGAGGAGGGCGAGGACAUGACUGCUGCGGCAGACCAGUCCGCAGCAUCUUGCUCUGUUGAGCCAUUCGAGUCCGGUGGGAUUGGAGAGGUGCUCGCAGCUUCCUUCCUUGCAUGUGUGCCGACUCUUAUGGGGAUUGGCCUGCUGUGCUGUGCUUGCAAGGGCAGGUUGAGCGAGAAGGUCAGCACCAUCAUCCACUUUGUCAACGCCGCGGCGUCCGGGGUGUUGUUUGGGGCUGCCCUCUUCCUGCUUCUUCCAGAGGCCCACCACAUGCUCGGUGCCUCCUUCAGCGGCGAGGCGGCUGCUGCAGCAUAUUGGGGCUCCAUGAUCAUCCUGGGCUGGGUCUUGGGUGCCACAACCCACCACAUUGGCGGAGUGGUCGAGCUCCUGGGGUGCUGCGGAGGGCGCGCGGCGCCGCAAACCGCGGCCGAUGAGGUGAAAGAGGUGAAGGAGGAAGGGCUGGAGGAGAAGCCGCUGAAGAGCGAUUGGGCCGUCGCUGCGCCGGUGAUCUUGGGGGACUUGUUCCACAACCUGGCUGACGGCAUGCUGAUCGGGGCCGCCUUUCGUGCCUGCGGCUCCAGCUUCGGCUGGAAGUUGGUGUUGGCCAGCUUGGCACAUGAGGUCCCGCAAGAGAUGGCGGACUUCUUCGUCCUUGUACGAAAAGCCGGGCUGAAGUGGACCUGGGCCACGCUCUUGAACUUCUUGAGUGGCUUGGGGGCUGUGCUCGGUGCGGUCAUCGCCUACUCGGCGCAGACCAGCAACGGCGUGCAGGGAUCCAUCAUGGCAGGAGGUGCAGGCGUCUUCCUCUUCGUGGCCGCCACAGAGCUGGGCCCAGCAGUGUCCCACCUCCGCAAAGACAGCAGCUCACCAUUGCUCAGCUCCUUGAUGACACUGCUGCUCUUCCUCCUUGGUGCCGCUGCCAUCGGCCUCGUCCUGCUUGACCACGAGCACUGCUAUGCCCCCUACCCCGGUGAAGCGGAAACCGGUGAUACCGGUUCGGGUGAAGAGGAUCUCCACAACGGGCACGCCCACAGGUGA
Molecule: messenger RNA, 1470 nt
Organism: Symbiodinium natans
Lineage: Eukaryota; Dinophyceae; Suessiales; Symbiodiniaceae
Source: the annotation of a GenBank genome assembly